Molecule: messenger RNA, 657 nt
Organism: Helobdella robusta
Lineage: Eukaryota; Metazoa; Annelida; Clitellata; Rhynchobdellida; Glossiphoniidae
Exons: 4
Biological process (GO): protein ubiquitination; Notch signaling pathway
Cellular component (GO): nucleoplasm
Molecular function (GO): ubiquitin protein ligase activity; metal ion binding
Source: RefSeq, a predicted model, not a curated record
AAGGAUUGUUGCAUCUGCUGUGAUAGUUUAAAAAAUGUCUCAUCAUUUCCUGCUGAUGACGAUGAAAGUUGUGAAGACAACCCUAACAGAGUAAUCAAACUGCAUAAAUGUUCUCACGUGUUCCAUUACAACUGUCUCUUAGCGAUGUACAAUAGUGGCAAAAAAGAAGGCAGCAUACAAUGUCCCUCGUGCAAAUAUAUAUACGGAAUAAAGUAUGGAGAUUGUCCAUCUGGAUCUAUGUCGUAUGAAAUUCUCAACAACUGUUCACUCAGUGGAUACCCAGAUUGUGGCGUCAUCAAAAUUACUUACGACAUCAAAAAUGGCAUUCAAGAAUCUUUCCAUCCAAACCCUGGUAAGCAGUAUACAGCAACUGGUUUUCCUCGAUAUGGCUAUUUGCCUCAUAACUUGGAUGGUUUAAAGAUUUUGCAGUUGUUGAAAAAAGCUUGGUUCAGACGACUCACUUUUACGAUCGGUACUUCAGUGACCACUGGACGUGCGAAUGUUGUCGUAUGGAAUGAAAUUCAUCACAAGACUGAAAUGGAUAACAAAUCCGGACAUGGAUAUCCAGAUCCUGAAUAUCUAAACAACGUAACCAAGGAAUUGACGUUUCACGGAGUAGUGGAAAAAGACGACAAUGAAUUGGAAUAUAACGAUUAA